AUGGCAGAUGGGGACUUAAUGGAUUCACAGCUUUUAUCCGAGAGUGUUGGUUUUUUAGAAAAUUGUUUCGAUAACUCAUUCAGUGUUUUACAGACAACUUUAAAGACAAUAAAAGAAUAUUUAUCCGCAGAAAAACAUUCACAACUGCCGGUAAAUAAAUCAGUUGCUUUUAGAAAUGUUGAUGAGGCUAUUUAUAAAGUGCCCGUAAAAGAGAAAUGCAAGAGUAUACACAAUCUAACUGAGCUGGUGAAUAAAAAUUUGAAAGACUGGGGUUUACCUCAUGAUAUAGUUAACAAAUAUGAAGAAAGAGGGAUAAAUGAAAUGUUUGAUUGGCAAGUCACAUGCCUGAGCAACCCAAAAGUUCUAAUAGAUUGUAGUAAUUUAGUAUUCUCUGCUCCCACCUCAGCUGGAAAGACUCUUGUUGCUGAAAUCAUUACUAUUAAGACUAUAAUAGAACGCCAAAAGAAAGUUAUUAUUAUUUUACCUUUUGUGUCUAUUGUGAGAGAAAAAAUGUUCUAUUUGCAAGAUAUUCUAUCGGGUGCAGGAAUUCGUGUUGAAGGUUUUAUGGGUUCUCAAUCUCCACCUGGUGGAUUGCAAGCUGUCCAUGUCGCUAUUUGUACUAUUGAAAAAGCAAAUAGUUUGGUGAAUAGACUUUUGGAUGAAGGCAGCAUAUCAGAAUUAGGAGCAGUUAUAGUAGAUGAGUUACACUUGCUUGGUGACCCACACCGUGGCUAUAUCCUUGAACUUCUUCUUACGAAAAUUAAAUAUGUGUCAGUGAAAUUUGCUGACACACAAAUUCAAGUUGUUGGUAUGUCAGCAACAUUACCUAACUUAAACUUGCUUGCAAAUUGGUUAAAUGCUGAGCUGUUUGUUACUCAGUUUCGGCCAAUACCUCUUGAUGAAUAUUGCCUUGUUGGUAACAAGUUUUAUAACAAGAAUGGUGAAUAUUUGAAUAUUAUGCAUGAAAACUCUUCUAAUGGGGAAAGUGACAGUGUAUUAAAACUAUGUUUAGAUACCAUUAAAGAAAAUUGUUCUGUGUUGAUAUUUUGCAUGACAAAAAAUAGGUGUGAAAAUUUAGCUCAAAGUUUGUCAUCAUCAUUUUUUAAAAUUGGUUGUUCCGGUAGUGAAAUGGGCUUGAUUCUUAGAAACCAACUAAAAACUGAUAAUAUUGUUGAAGUGCUAGAGCAGUUAAAAAAUAGUCCUGUAGGUUUAGAUCAAGUUCUAAAGAGUACAAUAUCUUUUGGUGUUGCAUACCACCAUGCUGGACUUACAUUUGAUGAAAGAGAUAUCAUAGAAGGUGGAUUCAAGUCUGGAGCUAUUAGAGUUUUAGUAGCUACAUCUACAUUGAGUUCUGGUGUAAACUUACCUGCACGGAAAGUAAUUAUACGAACACCUGUGUUUCAAAGGCAACCAAUUAAUAUUCUGACUUAUAAACAAAUGAUUGGUAGAGCAGGCAGAAUGGGGAAAGAUACAAAAGGUGAAAGUAUUUUAAUAUGUACAGAAGCAGAAAAGAAAAUUGGUUUUGAUUUAAUGAUGGGUGCUUUAGCUCCAGUUAAAAGUUGCAUAGAGAGUGAGGAUAAAUUUAUGAGAGCUGUACUUGAAAUGAUUGCUAGUCAAAUUGUAUGCUCUCAAUCUGAAUUAGAAUUGUAUUCACAAUGCACUUUGCUAUAUGCUGAAAAUGAGACACUUAAGACAGAUAACAGUCUUUUAAAGAAGACUUUAAAAGAAUUAAUAAAUUAUGAAUUAGUUAGAAUGCAAAAUGAAGAUGAAAAUAUACAAUACAUAGCUACUCCUCUUGGUAAAGCUUGUCUUUCAUCAUCAAUGGCUCCAAAUGAUGGAUUAUCUUUGUUUUGUGAGCUACAAAAAGCUCGACAAUGUUUGGUGUUGGAAAAUGAUCUACAUCUUAUUUAUUUAGUUACACCUUAUAGUGUAAGCAAUCAAUGGGGAGAAAUAGAUUGGCUACAUUUACUAACAUUAUGGGAGUCAUUAACAAAAGGCAUGAAAAAAGUAGGAGAGCUGGUUGGUGUCCAGGAAAGCUUUAUUAUAUGUUCAUUAAGGGGCAGUAACAAAUUUGACAAUUCACAACAAAAACUUAACAUUCAUAAGAGGUUUUAUACAGCAUUAGCAUUACAAGAUUUAGUGAAUGAAAUGUGUUUAUCAGAGGUAGCUGCCAAAUUUCAAUGUGCCCGAGGAUUUCUGCAAAGUCUACAACAAGCAGCAGCUACAUUUGCAGGAAUGGUGACUGCUUUUUGCAAUCAAUUAGGUUGGAAAAAUAUGGGAAUGUUGGUUUCCCAAUUUCAAGAUCGCUUACAUUUCGGGAUUCAGUCUGAUUUGAUUGAAUUAAUGAAAUUACCGUCUUUAAAUGGGGUGAGAGCACGAAGUCUAUUUGACUGUGGUUUUGAAACUGUUGCUAGCAUUGCAUCUGGUGAUGUUCACAGAUUAGAAAAUGCACUUCAUAAAUCAUUGCCCUUUCAAAGUGAGAAAGUAAAUGAAGGAGAUGAUAUUGAAGAUAUACGAAAACGUAACAAGAUAAAGAAUGUUUGGAUUACAGGAUGUUGCGCUAUGACAGCUAAAGAAGCAGCUGAAAAGUUAAAAGUAGAAGCCAGAAAGUAUUUAGAAUAUGAAAUAGGUGUUACGAAUAUUAAAUGGGAUAAAAACAACUCAUCUGUAGUACAAAGUCAAUCUAUUUCAACUGUAAAUGUAUCAGAUGUAAAAAACGAAGCUGUUAAAAAUUCCAUAGAAUUGACAUUUGCUCAGUUAAACUCUGAAAACGGAGAAUCAGAACUCGAAAAAAAUAAAGAAGAAUCUUUGAGUUCAUUAAAUGUUUUUUUGAGUGCAGACCCACAAAAAGAUGACAUUUGUAAUCUUAGCACAAAUACAUUAAACGUAUACAAAUUUGGUACAAAUAAAGUACUUGUUAAUUCAAGUGACAAUAAGCAUGAUAUUAAAAAAAAACACGUUGAAGGUGAAGCAAUUGAGAAUAUUAUUUCAAUUAGUGAUCAUUUAAAUAAUCAUGCUAACGUCGCAAGUCCCCUUAAAGACAUAACUAAUCUAAGCAAAAAUCUUAAAGUGACAAAAGAGGAGAUAAUAUGGGAUUCUUUAAACUUUACUGAAAUACCUAAUGAAGGUAUUACAAAAGUCCGUGGUAGUGAUAAUACUAUGUUUUCGCCAAAUAGGACUUUAGAUAGUGUUGAAGAUAAGUUGGAAUGUAACGAGGGUAUUGAAAAAGUAUUGACAUUCAAGUCAUCUUCUAAAGAUGUUAGCCUGUUUUCAUCUGAUGGUGAAAAUUCUAGUUUAUUUGAAGAUAGCUUACCUUUAGACUUAUUACCCAGUAAAUUGCUUGACAAUAUUGAUGAUAAUAUGAAUAAUCAAACCCUUAAACAGAGUGGAGGUAGCAAUCAGUUGAAUUCCGUUAUAAAUCAAUUCAUAUCAAAAACAAAUGAAAUAGAUGAUGAUGAAGAUAUUAAAUUAGUUUACGAAGAAGAUAACAAGGAUUCGGAUAAAAAACAUGAGACGUAUACCAAACUACGUAAAACUAAUGACGAAAUUACUACUCAAGAUGAGAAAAUAAUGUCAGUUAAAGACUGUUUCGUUAGUCCAUGCAAACGGCAUUUAAAUGUUUGCAGUAAUAAUAUCUUAAUGCAACCGCCUAAAAAAGUAAAAAAGAGGGUUACUUCAAAUAAUAACACAAAAUUAACUAAAGAAAUAAUAUUAAAAAAAGCUACGUCAAAACAGUAUAUAUUAAAAAUUCAUAAUAGUAAAAUUCAUUGUUAUAUACUAACAAAAGAAGAUAUUCUAGAUAAUAUGCAUGUUUUUGAUCACGUCGAUAAUAUGUCCGUUUAUUUAGAUAUAAAAAAUAGUAUGUCUCUUUCGACAUGUAAUACAAUUGGAAGUAACAUCUUAAGAUCAACAAAGACGAUUAAAAUACACAGCGAAAAUGAAUUCAGCAAUACAGUCAAUAUCAAAAGUAUCUCAAUAUCUUUUAAGCCAUAUGUAAGCAUUGUUUUAGACUUGUCAAAUCUAGAUCACAAAAACAUGACUUUGGUAAAAAGCAUGCUAAGUGCUUUAUUCAAGCGAAAAGAUAUAAAAUGGAAAUAUUUUUCAUUGCAACCAGUAUUCGUUCAAUUGAAACGUUUUUUAAAUACAGCAAUACCAUUGCCUUGGGUAGACGUAUCUCUGUUUGAAUGGCUAGUAGAUAGUGAUGAAAAACCUCGAUAUCUGUCACAUUUAGCCAAGAAAUACUGCGACAUUGAUUUAGCUACCAUAUCUAUAAGUGUUGAUAAUAAAGAAAAGAAAUUUAAAAAUUUAGAAUCUUUUGAAGAACUCAGCCUUAGGUCAUGGUUUAUAUGGCAUAUUGCAGAAAGACUAUACAAUACUUUACUAAAACAAUAUACAACUGUUAAGAAUAUUAUCGAUACAGAAAUAAAGGUUCUCAAGAUUUUGGCCGGUUGUGAAUGCAGCGGUGUAACUGUCGAUAAACAAUUAGCCUCGCGGUUGUUGAUCGACGUAAAAAAAUCUCAAGAAAUACUUCAAAAGAAAGCUUUUAAAAUAUGCGGCUAUCAUUUCAACUUUAAUUCUUCUAAGGAUGUUGCGAAGGUUUUAGGGAUGUACAAGGGGCGUAAAGUGAGUACCAAGAAAAGCGUCUUAACAGCGCACAACACCCCACUUUCGAGUAUAAUCAUAUAUUGGCGGAAACUCAAUUCCAUAUUGACUAAAACCUUGUACCCUUUAACUGAAAAAGCUUGCAUUUAUAGCGAAGGUGAUCGAAUAAAUCCUUCUUACACAAUGUACACGUGCACGGGACGAGUCAGUAUGCACGAACCGAACUUGCAAAAUGUACCUCGUCCUUUCUGCAUUCCCAUGAAAUAUCUUACAAUGAACAAGGAAGAAAGCAUCCAGGUUGUUGAAUUCAACUGCCGCAGCGUGUUUCAAGCAGCCGCCGGUCACGUGUUGAUAUCGGCAGAUUACUGUCAACUGGAAAUGAGAAUUCUGACUCAUUAUAGCGAGGAUCCGGUGCUCACGGAUAUAAUGAACUCCAACGUGGACGUAUUCAAGUCUAUUGCUGUGUCUUGGAGUGGUGUUACAGAGGAUGAGGUAGACGACGAUUUGCGGCAAAAAGCUAAGCAGCUUUGUUACGGAAUUUUGUACGGCAUGGGGAACAAGACGCUUGCGCAGCACUUAGAUGUCACCGAAUUGGAGGCUGCUAUGUUCAUGGACUCCUUCUAUAAGACUUACCCCGCAGUCAAGGCUUUUACGCAGGCCGUCAUCGAGGAUUGCAGACUCAAGGGCUAUGUUGAGACGCUAACGAAACGGCGCAGAUACUUGCCUGAUAUAAACAGCUCCGCACCGUCCAAGAGAGCUGCGGCCGAGCGUCAAGCCGUGAACACAACGAUACAAGGAUCGGCGGCAGACAUCGCUAAAGCGGUAAUGUGUGCCAUAGAUAGUAAAACUGACCAACACCGCCACAAACCUGAAUUAUACCUCCAGAUGCACGACGAACUUAUAUACGAAGUACACGAGUCCUACAAAAGUACAUUUAUUGCGAUUCUAAAAGAAGCUAUGGAGGGCACCGUCCGUUUGAAAGUGCCUUUGCCCGUUAAAGUGAAGUCAGGCACCACGUGGGGUGAUAUGAAUGAAAUUAAACUGUAAUGUGAUACUAGAACUGUUAUAUUAAAUCUGUGAUAAUAUUGCUAGAGUCUCGAAGCCAAGAAACGAUCAUGUAUUUUUUAUAAUGUAUUCAUUCCAAUUUGUACCUUAUACCUACUUCAAUAAUGGUGUAAAUAAAUUAGAUAAAUU
This is a messenger RNA of Chilo suppressalis (striped riceborer), 5796 nucleotides long. NCBI's taxonomy places the organism in Eukaryota, Metazoa, Arthropoda, Insecta, Lepidoptera, Crambidae. The record is from the annotation of a GenBank genome assembly.